AUGCAAGAUGCAGUGGCAUUGAUCCUGGCAAGACCUUCUGAAGUCUCGGAUGGAUUCGGCUGGAGCGCUGGCUACUUACAUUGCCUUUGGCACGACUACCGGGUACUCCAAUCUUUCUUCGAUGAUGUCGCCGUUCCUGUGAGCCCAGCUUCCUGUUGUGACGAUGCCCUGUACAAGGCAAGUGCACUUGGCCGAAUACAAGACUUUUUCAGGCAGCCCUCCCAGAUAUUUAUCCUGGUGCCAUUGGCACAUGGCAGUAGCAGAUCUGGAGCCCUAUGUCUUCGCGAGGGCUCGUUGUCCUUCGAAGACAUCAUUCUGUGCUGGAUUGUAGCCGGACAUGUGAUUGAUGCAUCCAAGAAACUGUUUAUCCUUGCCGACUUCUGUUACAGUGGUAUCUGGGUGUGCAAGGCAGCCAGACUGCGAUUGCCCAAUGUCUUGGUUCAGGCAUCAUGCCCUGUGAGAGGCCUUGCCUUCGAAGAUGUCGCUGAUUGCGGUGCAGAUAGCAGCUUCAUUUGCAAGUGGGUCGUACAGCAACGCUGGCCGAAGCUGGGAAGAGUCCUCGUUUUGCCGCAGUUCUAUCCAUACUCGGCCAUGACGGUCCAUGGCUUGCGCUUGCAUAAGAUGCCCUGGUCGCUUCAACUGAUGUCCAGAAAGCCCGAGGAAACGAGGUAUGUUAGAGCCUUGAGUUCCGGGAGCCUGUUUUCGCUAAGGUCACGCUUGAUGAUGCUUGACCAUCGAACUCAGAUCGAUGUUCUGACUCAGAUGACUGCCAAACCUUUGCCUGAAUUCUCUUGCUUUGCAAGCAAAGCGCGCCACUUGUGGUGCUUCCGCUUGGUCCAAGAGCAGUUGGCGGCAUUGGCACGGCCCCACACGACUUUGCUGCUGAAGGAAACUUUGCUUCAUGACACAAGAACUUGCAGCAUCUUCCAGGAGACACGCGACUUAUUGGCAGCGAAGCAAUGGGAAGCGGCCAAAACGUUCCAGGAUCGCAAUUGGGCUUCGGUCAGCAUGGAUUUCUUGGACACCCGCAUGGAUGUGGAACUGGUUUUUGAAGUCCAGUGGCAUUUUCGGCAUUAUUAUACGGGCAACUAUGACCGAGCAUUGCAGCAUUUGGACGGCUGCUUGGAUAGUCUCCGGGCCUGCCAUGAAUAUCAGGAUGUGAACUCGGUCACAGCAUUGAUUUACGCGUGGAAGGCAGCAAAUUGGCGGAGCAAGGCCAAAACGCUGCCGGAACCAGGGCUUCAGCACUGCUUUCAGCAGGCCUUCAUGUGCAUCAACUUGAUGCACAAAUAUGCAAGUGGGACUCAGUUGAGCCCCAUGAUUGCAGCAGAAGUGGCAUUAGUUUGUGGUUGCUGGAAGAAGGAUGCGGCCCAGACAGGCAAGGCGGACUUCAUCGGUGAAUUGUUGAACACAAGUGAGAGUGACAUUUACUCCAGCCUGGUCCAAGAAGUACACCGCGGGAUUUCAUGCUGCUGUGCUGCAGGCUGGCGUGAUGGCUAUCUGAACAACACUCUGACUCUGUGCCACGCUCAGCUCUUGCAGGCUAGCUCGUUGAAUCAAGUUCUUGCAGUGGAGGCCAUGUACCGUGAAAUGCCGAUGCAACAUGCAACUAGCCGGACCAGAAAGAGGUGCGAGCUGUUCCUUGCAGAGGCAUUAAUUUACCAAUUGGAGACGUGGACAGGCGAUCUUGCUGACAGUGCUCGGGUAGAUACCUGCGAAGAAGCGCAGAGCACGCUUCGCGAGCUUACUCUUGCUUUUCAAAAGAGCAAGGAGCUUCCGAAGUGCCAGAAGCUUAUGGGUAGGCUGGCGAAGGUUUCGAUGUUCCGUGACGUUUAG
Messenger RNA from Symbiodinium sp. CCMP2592, 1836 nucleotides. NCBI's taxonomy places the organism in Eukaryota, Dinophyceae, Suessiales, Symbiodiniaceae. The record is from the annotation of a GenBank genome assembly.